CAAAACCCUAAAACGCAAACAUUUUAAGAACUCUGUUCUUUAAUUUAAUAAUGUCUCCUGGAUUUCCCAUCAAAGCUAGAGGACUAGGUCAUAGCACUAACGGAGGAGGAACAGGGACGAAGUGUGGACGGUGGAAUCCUACGGUGGAGCAAGUGAAGCUUCUGACGGAUCUGUUCAAGGCGGGGCUGCGAACACCGAGCACCGAUCAGAUUCAGAAGAUCUCUACGGAGCUGAGUUUCUACGGUAAGAUCGAGAGCAAGAACGUGUUCUAUUGGUUCCAAAACCAUAAAGCUAGGGAGAGACAAAAGCACCGCAAAAUCUCCUCCGUUGAUUUUGAUCAUCGUCAAUACAAAGAUCUCUCUGCUAGUCCUCAUCGAUACAGACCACGUCUUCAUCAACCACAACGUAAAGAUAUUUUUGAAGUUUGUGACGAAGAAGAAGAGAAAGUGACACAGACGUUGCAACUUUUCCCAUUAACGAAGGUUGAGAGAGCAAACGUUACUGCUGGGAGCCACAGCGUAUACACACGAGAGCAAGCCUAUACGACGGCGUUUUCCACAUACUCAACAUGUGGAGCUGAGAUGGAACACCCGCCGUUGGAUCUCCGAUUAAGCUUUCUAUGAAAUCGAUUGCUUUUGAUAUUAACGACUCUAGUGGAUGGGGAAAAUAAAAUAAAGGCAUGAGAUCACAAUUAGUUUAGAACUAGCUACCUAUAGAUUUUGGUCUUUAUAUGCAUGAGAUAAUUAAUUAGACCCUAUUUUGGAACUAUAUGUUUUUUUUUUUU
Molecule: messenger RNA, 784 nt
Organism: Camelina sativa (false flax)
Lineage: Eukaryota; Viridiplantae; Streptophyta; Magnoliopsida; Brassicales; Brassicaceae
Product: WUSCHEL-related homeobox 7-like
Biological process (GO): plant organ development
Molecular function (GO): DNA-binding transcription factor activity; DNA binding
Source: RefSeq, a predicted model, not a curated record